Staurois parvus is the source of this 553-nucleotide messenger RNA. NCBI's taxonomy places the organism in Eukaryota, Metazoa, Chordata, Amphibia, Anura, Ranidae. The record is from the annotation of a GenBank genome assembly.
CCUCAGAGGGGACAUCUACACUGAUCAUUAGGGCACUGAUGAUUAGUGUGCCCUGAUGAUCAGUGUAGCCCUAUCAGUGCCACCUGUCAGUAUCCAUCAAUGCAGUAGUCAGUGCUCAUCAAUGCCACCUGCCAGUGCCACAUCAGUGACACAUAUCAGUGCCUACAUUAAUGCCACAUAUCAGUGCCCAUCUGAGCUGCCUUUCAGUGCCACCUAUCAGUGCCAGUCAGCGCCACCUACCAAUGCCAGUCAUUGCCACUUAUCAGUGCUGCCAAUCAGUGCCACCUAUCAGUGCCAGUCAGUGCCACCUAACAGUGCCAUCAGUGCCGCCUAUCAGUGCCAGUCAGUGCUGCCUAUCAGUGCUGCUUAUCAGUGCCGCCUAUCAGUGCCCAUCAGUGAUGCCUGUCAAUGACCAUCAGUUCCACCUAUCAGUGCCUCCUCAUCAGUGCUGCCUAUCAGUGCCCAUCAGUGCAGCCCAUCAGUGCCCAUAACUGCAGCCUCAUUAGCGCACAUCAGUGAAGGAGAAAAAUUACUUAUUUACAAAAUUUUAUAA